AUGUGGAGGAUGCAGGAGGGUAGAACACUGUCACCCCUCGCUGAAAUUGGACCGGUAGCGUGUUUAGGUGAGGAAGUCAAUCUGCGGGCGGUGGUGCCCCAUCAGGAGAGGAGACGUGUGUUGUUGCACGUGAGGACUGGUGAGACAUUUGUCAGUUACGAUAAGCAACAAAUGCGUUCGUCAGGGGUUGCCGUGGCCACGCCGAUUGACGAUACUAUUGGGGCGAUGGAUGAGGAUGACGAGGGCGGGAGGGGAAAACAUUGUGAGGAGAGUGUGUCGGUUAAUGAGAGGAGUGACGAUGACGAGUCGGAGGAUGAGGACGAUGGUGAUUUGGAUAAUGUUGAGGAUGUCGUGAAUCGCAAUGGGAGCAGGAGAAUCGGCAGGGAGGAGAAUGGGGAGGACGAGGAGGAGGGUCAUCAUGCGGAGCAGAAUGGCAACUAUCAGGAUGAUGAGGAGAUCGAGGUCGAUGUCUGUCGCGAGCCCGACAGCAAUCCCAGCAGUCCGGUUGAUCUGACAGCUUCUUCGAGGAGCUCCAGCGAUCAGUUUCAUCCUUUUGUUAAUCGCAGUAUCAAUGUUCAUGCUCUCGCGUGUUUACAGACUGCUGGGGGAAUCCAUGGUGAUGUUGUUAAUGGUGCUAGUGUUAUUGGAAAUUCAGCGACGGCCGGUGGGGGCUUCAUGGGUGGACAUGCAACUGGUUCCAUGGGGUCCUCCAUUUGCAAUGUGGGGGGGCACUUGUCUAGGAGUAAUAAUGGGGGUCAUUGUAUCAGUAAUACGGCCGGUGCGGUGACGGGGAGCAAGAGGGGACUUGCGUUUUCGGUGGAAAAUAUUCUUGAUCCUAAUAAGUUCACCGGCGGACGGGUUCAUGAUAGGAUUCAUGAGAGAAUUCAGCAUAGGAGGAGGAGGAGGAGGAGAACUGGAAGUGUUCAUGAAGAUGGUGAUUCGAGAGGGGAAUUCGCCAGUGGAAGCGGCCAGGAGGACGACGCGCAGGACCAGGUGGAGGAUAUGGAGGAAGAGGCGGAUGAGGACGACGAGGAUGACGAGGACGUGGAGAUGCAUGUGGAUCAGGGACGAGAGACUCCGAUCGCAGCUAGGGAUACGACGUCUAACGGCUCAGCGAGUAGCAAAAAGCGAUCGUCUUCGUCAACGUCCUCCAGCAAUGGUCAGGGUCAGUCCUGCGGUCAGAACUCGCAGAACGGUGGAGGCGGCUCGGGGAACUCGGGGAGCACCGGAGGCAAGCCGAGAAGAGCGAGGACAGCCUUCACGUACGAGCAGCUGGUAGCACUGGAGAACAAGUUCAAGACAACGAGGUACCUGUCAGUCUGCGAACGACUGAACCUAGCUCUGUCCCUGUCGCUGACGGAGACGCAAGUGAAGAUUUGGUUUCAAAACCGCAGGACCAAGUGGAAGAAGCAGAAUCCUGGACUGGAUGUGAACAGUCCAACUGUGCCGACGACGCCUCCUCAUCCCUCACCCUAUGGACCAGCUUUCCUCUUUGCCACACAUCCACACAGCCAUCCGCAUGCACAUGCCCACCCACAUCAGCAUCCUCACAGUCAUGUGCAUCAUCCACCACCACCACCACCUCCACCCCCUGGGUAUUACCAUCAUCCGGGUGCUUAUCCACCCACUGGACCUACCUUCUUCGGCCACCACCUGACAACACCAGUCUCAGCACCUAACGUCGUUACCUCCUCUGCACCUACCUCCACGGGUCUGUCAUUAUCAGCGCACGUCGCCCAUGCACACGCACAUCCGCACGCGUAG
Molecule: messenger RNA, 1764 nt
Organism: Diachasma alloeum
Lineage: Eukaryota; Metazoa; Arthropoda; Insecta; Hymenoptera; Braconidae
Product: homeotic protein deformed-like
Exons: 2
Coding region: 1-1764 (587 amino acids)
Biological process (GO): regulation of transcription by RNA polymerase II; cell differentiation
Cellular component (GO): nucleus
Molecular function (GO): RNA polymerase II cis-regulatory region sequence-specific DNA binding; DNA-binding transcription factor activity, RNA polymerase II-specific
Source: RefSeq, a predicted model, not a curated record